AUGGCGAGCGGUCCGCCCUUCGCCGAGGCAGGGGCCGGCGACGGCGCGCACUCCCGGCAGCAGCCCGCCGCGCUCUCGCGGAGGGUGGCAGACCAGGGAGGCGACGACUCCGACGACAACCUCGUCUUCGUCGACGAGAACGCGCCCAGCUCCCGGGGGUCGAUGGCGCAGCGGAUCGCCCGGCGCGCCCCCGCGCCGAUUGUGGUCCACCAGGCGUCGCCGCCGCGGCAGAGCCGCGCCGUCGCCAAGCGGCCGAGCGCCACGCGCACGCCGUCCAAGGACGCGGUGGUCGAGCGCACGAAGUCGCCGACGGGGAGCAAGGACGCGGUGAUCGAGCGCGUCGUCUCCAGGCAGUCCAUCGCCGAGCAGCAGCAUGUCCAGCGGCAGUCUUCCGGCAGCCACACGCCGCCCGCCAUGAAGGGCGCCGCCGCCAGCAGAGCGUCCCCGCAGAGCCCGCAGACCGCGCCGACCUCCCCGCAGACCUCGGCCAGCAGCCCCGCCGUGGCCCGCGCCCCGGCUGGGGAGAAGCAGAAGCCGGGGCAGGAGGAGGGCGAGUUCACCAUCGUCCUGAAGAAGAGUUCGCCCGACGAGAGCCUCGGGGCCGACAUAGCCGGCACGCCGGACACCAAGGCGCUGAAGAUCGUGUCUUGGAAGGGUGACUCGUUGAUCGAGAAGUGGAACUCUGACAACCCUGCCAAGCAGGUGAAGAAAGGGGACUUGGUUGUGGCCGCGAACGGCAUGGAAGGCAGCGUCGUCACCAUUAUCGCCGAGAUCAAGCGGAGCAUGGUCAUAGAGUUGCGUAUCAAGCGCGAGCUGGUUUCUGCGAAGGCCGCUGGCAGCGCUGCGUCCAGCGCCAGCUCCUCCUCCGGCGCGGCCGCGCCCGGCAAGGGGGCGGGCCCGCCGCCGGCGGCCAGCGACCAGGAGGCCAGCGAGAGCGCCGAGUCCAGCGCCAAGGAGGAGGGCAGCGACGAGGAGGACGAUGAGGAGGACUCGGACAGCGAGGAGAGCGCCUCCGAGGGCAAG
Prorocentrum cordatum is the source of this 1023-nucleotide messenger RNA. Lineage: Eukaryota; Dinophyceae; Prorocentrales; Prorocentraceae. The record is from the annotation of a GenBank genome assembly.